This is a messenger RNA of Drosophila santomea, 696 nucleotides long. RefSeq lists its product as uncharacterized. NCBI's taxonomy places the organism in Eukaryota, Metazoa, Arthropoda, Insecta, Diptera, Drosophilidae. The transcript has a single exon. The record is from RefSeq and is a predicted model, not a curated record. Bases 101 to 649 code for a protein of 182 amino acids.
UGAAUUAGUACAUUUUUGCACUGUACAUGUGCAUCCAAUAUUUUGAUUUCACAUUAUUUACUCUAAUACUGUUAAAAACAAUCGGAGAACUGACCGAAUAAUGAACGUCAGCACGGAUUUUAAGCCGGUGCCCACGCGAGCGGCAUUGGCAUUGCAGAAAAAACAGGAGAACACCGAAUUCCAGGCACUUGUCUUCCACGAGCCGCAGUUUCCGCCGAAAAGUGGACCAAAAAAGCAGGACGAUGGCACCCAGAAGUCCCACAAAACAAAGGAGGGCGGCAUCGAACUAAAUCCCGAAUUUGAUAUCAAGAAGGCGCGCCACGAGGUCCUCAACUUUGCGAUCAAAAACCAGAGGGUGAUCAAAAACAAGAGCAAGAUGGAAAUGUUUCAGUUGGUUAAACUGGGCGCCAAGCCACUGAAAAAGGCGUCCAAGAACUACAAGGAGUUGAAGGAUGAACGUCAGCGGCUAAAAAAUAUUCGCGAGGAGCGCAAAAAGUUCCAUCAGUUGGGCAAAAAUCAAGCGGGCGCCGCCAGCGUUAAAUGCCGCACAAAAUCGCAUAAGGAGCGCAACGACAAGAAGCGGGCGCCCGUUUCGCACAUCGAUCAGCACUACGGCAAGGCGCAGCCCAAAUUCAAGACGAGAAAAUAGUUGUUUACAUAGCUCUUAGUCUAUUAAUAAAACUAGAUUAGUCUAAA